This is a messenger RNA of Trichosurus vulpecula (common brushtail), 4928 nucleotides long. RefSeq names its product solute carrier family 26 member 4 (gene SLC26A4). Gene Ontology annotation, cellular component: membrane. The record is from RefSeq and is a predicted model, not a curated record. Gene Ontology annotation, molecular function: chloride transmembrane transporter activity; bicarbonate transmembrane transporter activity; oxalate transmembrane transporter activity. Lineage: Eukaryota; Metazoa; Chordata; Mammalia; Diprotodontia; Phalangeridae. The transcript is spliced from 21 exons. The coding region runs from base 199 to 2532 and encodes 777 amino acids. Gene Ontology annotation, biological process: transmembrane transport.
UCCGGGAGGGGCAGUCUAAGAAGCAGGUGAGAUCUCUGGCUGUCCAGUAGAGAGCAGGGCUGCAGCAGCCUUCCCGUACAGUGGGUGCGAGGGGAAAGGUGAAGGGAGCUGAAGGAAAAGCAUCACAGGCUCGGUUCUGUCGGGUGGCGGCCACUGUCUUCCUGAACAAGCUAACCUGGGCUAAAGCCGCUGAGGGACAUGGCAUCUCCAGGCAGGAUGGACCCGGAGCUGCCGGAGUACAGAAACUAUGUAGUUUCUCGGCCUGUCUACAACGAGCCCUCCUUCCUGGAGCAGUACGAACGGCAACUGCGUGAGCGUCAGACAGUCCGCGAGAAACUGGUCAAAUGCUGCAGUUGUUCCAGAAGGAGGACCAUUCGGAUGCUGAAGUCCCUUUUACCCAUCUUGGAGUGGCUACCCAAAUACCGAGUAAAAGAGUGGUUACUUAGUGACACAAUCUCUGGUAUUAGCACCGGGCUUGUGGCCACUUUACAAGGUAUGGCAUAUGCACUACUCGCUGCAGUUCCUGUCGGGUUUGGUCUUUACUCUGCUUUCUUUCCCAUCUUGACAUAUUUUUUCUUUGGAACAUCAAGACACAUCUCAGUUGGACCCUUCCCUGUGGUCAGUUUGAUGGUGGGAUCUGUUGUUCUAAGCAUGGCUCCUGAUGAACAGUUUGUCGUGUUAAGCCCCAAUGGUACUGUCGACAACAUUACGGGGGUAGACUCUGAUGCCAGAGAUGCAGAGAGAGUGUUAAUUGCCAGCACCCUCACUGUUUUAGUUGGCAUUAUACAGUUGAUAUUAGGAUGUUUGCAGAUUGGAUUCAUCGUUAGAUAUCUUGCAGAUCCGUUAGUUGGAGGAUUCACAACAGCAGCUGCCUUUCAAGUAUUUGUCUCGCAGCUGAAAAUUGUCCUCAAUGUUUCGACCAAAAAUUAUAAUGGUGUCCUCUCAAUAAUAUAUACUCUGGUUGAGAUAUUUGAGAAAAUUGGUACCACAAACAUUGCAGAUUUUGUUGCUGGACUGCUUACCAUUAUUAUCUGCAUGGCUGUUAAGGAAAUAAAUGAUCGAUUCAAACACAAAAUUCCUGUUCCUAUUCCUAUAGAAGUGAUUGUGACAAUUAUAGCUACAGCCAUUUCAUAUGGAGUCGACUUAGAAAAAAAGUACAAUGCUGGCAUUGUUAAAUCUAUUCCAAGGGGGUUUUUGCCCCCUGCUCCUCCAUCAGUAAACAUGUUUUCUCAGAUGGUUACUGCUUCAUUUUCCAUUGCUGUGGUGGCCUACGCAAUUGCUGUGUCUGUAGGAAAAGUCUAUGCUACCAAGUAUGAUUAUGCCAUCGAUGGGAACCAGGAAUUUAUUGCCUUUGGCAUCAGCAACAUCUUCUCUGGAUUCUUCUCCUGUUUUGUGGCUACCACUGCUCUGUCACGCACUGCUGUUCAAGAGAGCACCGGGGGAAAAACACAGGUUGCUGGCAUCAUCUCAGCCCUGAUUGUACUGAUUGCAAUUGUGGCUUUGGGGAAGCUGCUAGAACCCUUGCAAAAGUCUGUCUUGGCUGCUGUUGUCAUUGCCAACCUGAAAGGAAUGUUUAUGCAAGUGUGUGAUGUUCCUCGUCUGUGGAGGCAGAAUAAGAUUGAUGCUGUCAUCUGGGUGUUUACAUGCGUAGCAUCCAUCAUCCUAGGUCUCGACCUAGGAUUGCUUGCUGGCCUUCUGUUUGGAUUACUGACUGUGGUCCUGAGAGUUCAGUUUCCCUCAUGGAAUGACCUCGGAAAUAUCCCUGGUACAGACCUCUACAAAAGCACCAAGGAUUACAAGAAUGUCGAUGUACCUGAAGGAGUGAAGAUUGUGAGCUUUUAUAGUCCUAUUUUUUAUGGCAAUAUCGAUGGCUUUAAAAAAUGUCUCAAAUCCACAGUUGGAUUUGAUGCAGUUCGAGUUUAUAAUAAGAGGCUCAAAGCACUGAGGAAGAUACAGAAACUUAUCAAAAAAGGACAGCUACGAGCAACAAAGAAUGGCAUCAUCAGUGAUGCCUGUGCCACUAAUCAAGGUUUUGAGCCUGAUGAAGAUCCCGAAGACCCUGAAGACCUGAAUAUCCCAACUAAGGAAAUAGAGAUCCAAGUAGAUUGGAAUUCAGAGCUUCCUGUCAAAGUGAAUGUUCCCAAAGUCCCCAUUCACAGCCUGAUCCUUGAUUUUGGAGCAGUGUCAUUCCUGGAUAUUGUUGCAGUGAGAUCACUACGAAGGAUUGUAAAAGAGUUCCAAAGAAUUGAUGUGAAUGUGUACUUUGCUUCACUUAAAGACCAUGUGAUAGCAAAGCUGGAUCAAUGUGGCUUCUAUGAAGAUAAUAUUGUAAUGGACAUGUUCUUCCUGACUGUUCAUGAUGCUGUGUUAUACAUACAGAGUCAAGUUAAAACCCAAAAUGUUCAAGACCCUAUCUUGGAAAAGAUUAAUCUGAUACAAGAAUAUAAAGAUCCUCUUGAAUUAAUGGAUAGAGAGGAGAAUGAAGAUGGUCUUGAUGUCCAGGAUGAGGCAAUGCGUAGGCUUGCUUCCUGAUGGAAGUCUACUGAAGUUGGCACCACCAUGGACUGUGUGGCAAUAUUUGUAAACCAAUGUUAUACUAUGCAAGCAUUUUCUAUCUUAACUAUUUCUUUGAAUUUAAAACUCAUUUGUUUUCUAUUGCAUAUUUUAAAAAUAUUUGCAUGUUUUUCUCCUAAGACUGUCGUUAAGCCGGGUCUAUAAACAGCUCGCCUGUUUUGCACAGAAUGGCUAAUGAGAAAAAUGAUUCAAGCAAAUUUUAAGAGUAUGUGCUGAAUAUAUAGUGAAGAUUCUUCCAUGAAAAGGGGCAGAUUUGCUAGCAAUGUUAAAGGGGGUACAUGUCUAUUACAUUUGGAAUGACUAGGAUUAAUUUUUUUUGUGUUAUUCUGAAGCUCACGGAAAAGAAAGCAUACGUUUUUUCUUUAUCACUGUAGGCAGGUCUGCCUGAAGCAUAAAGCAAUGAGAAAUAAAGACCAUGAAUAUUUACACUGAUUCAUCAACCAAGGCAGAAAUGACAUGAAAGUCUAUUUUGGUAAUGUAAUUAAAGCAAAUCUUUUUCUUCCCUUAAAGUUAGCACAUGAUAAAAAAAAAUGUUACUACCUGUGAAUAGAGACCUAAACAGAAUUCAGAUGCUAUAAAACUGUGCUAAUGUACUUAUGAAAAAUGUAUUUCUGCAGAGAGGUAUAUGAGAGUUGAGAGGAGGGGUAGUCAAUGACAGAAUUGUGCAUCUUUUAAAAAGAGUGAUAAUUUUAGGGAAUAUACAAUUAAUUAAAUAAUCACAAUUGAAACAAGAGAAAUAUGAAUAUUUCUAGGGUCAGACAGUCUAUAUCAAGCUUAAAAGGCAAUUUUUAUGUAUGUAUUCAUAUGCAUAUUCUGUAUAUGCGUAUUACAUAUGUUUGUUUUUAGAAGCCACUAUUGAUUUGAGUUAAAUAGUGCAGGCUGUUCUAAAAUCUAACAUUAAAAUAAUUGUAUGAGCACUUUAAAAUUCAGAUCUUUUAAAAGAAUAGCUUUUAUGAUAUUAACACUUAUAGGUACAUUGCAAUGAAAAGAGUUAUGCUUUUAUAAGCUUUCUUUAAAAUUUCUUGCAUUUUAUAAAAAAACUAGCUUUUAGUAAAUCCUAAACACAUAAUAUAUAAAACCAAAAAAUACAUUAGAGAAAAUAUUCAAUGUUGAAAAUUAUUAAACUGUGGAAAACACUACCUUUUAAGAUGCUUUAAAAAUUUUUUAAGGGAUUUUGGUGUAGAUAGUAGGUGUAUGUAUACAUGUAUGUACAUAUGUAUAAGCACAAUUGAAAAGAAUCUAGAUCUUUAGACAAACUUUAUUGUUAUGCUUACCUAACAUUUUCUGAGGGCCAAUGCAUUACUAGGUUUUGUAAGGAAUAUUGAAGUACAAUUGGGUCUGAAUUUCUCUCAUCCUAGAAGUUAAGGAAGUUGCACUUAGAGAAAGAAAAGUAAAACCGCACAGCCUCCAAUUUGAAAAUAUCUCUUGUUGAAAGGCUAGAUUCUGUACUUGGCUUACAUGUGUGAAAUUCCCAUAUGUCUGGUGGCUAAGCAUAAAUGAACAAAGGCAGAAUCUGUCCUUAUUUGUUGUUUUUGUUGUUUUUCUCCUGAAAAGCAAAUAGAAAUGAUAAUCAUAGGAUUCAGAACUAGAAAUAGACCUUAGAGAUCAUCUUGUAUAAGAAAGUUAAGGCCUGAAUAGGUUAGAUGAUUUGCCCAAGGUCACAUAGACAGUAGUAGAUAAUGGACCUGGGAUUUGAACCCAGGACUUCUGAUUAGAAAUUCAGUGCUCCUUCACUAUUCCAUGCUACUUUUUUCUUUGUAUGCCAGGUCUGAAGGGUUAAAUGGAAGCAUCGUAAAAUGAAGGAGUAUUGCUUAAAUACCUCUUGAAUGAGCUAAAACAUACUGUAAUGUGUGAAAUUCUUUCGUGUUCCAUAGGUAUACUGGGCCUUUACUUGACUUAAAAUUUCUUCUGAAUCUUGGACAUAGGACAUACUUGUCUAUUUAGGGAGCACUUUUCUAGCCCUAGAGAGCUAGCUCUAAAAUGAUAGUCUUGAGAAAAAAAAAAUGUGUGCUUCUGUUUAAUAGGGGGAAUAUGCAGUUUGUUUUUUAUAAGAAGGAAAAUACCAAAGUCACAUAUUUUACAGUGAAGUUAGAGGUUUGUAAAUGCCAGUGUCCAUUUGUGAGCAAGCCAAUUUUCCAAAUACGUUCUAAGAAAGACGUUUCCCUGUGUUUUUUUUGUGAUAAAUAUAUCCAUAACCGUACCUUCACUGAAAGUUUUACUUGAAACUAAAGGCCUAUUUUGUUAUAUUUUAAACUUUUAUGGAUAAGAUUUUGAUAUUGUAAAGAGAUCUAAACAAUAAGGAAAUCAUAUACAACAUUUGUACAUAUUUUUGUUAAUGUAAAGUUUCUUUUAAA